This is a messenger RNA of Mycetomoellerius zeteki, 2196 nucleotides long. Its product is annotated as muscle segmentation homeobox. Gene Ontology annotation, cellular component: nucleus. Bases 291 to 2045 code for a protein of 584 amino acids. The transcript is spliced from 3 exons. NCBI's taxonomy places the organism in Eukaryota, Metazoa, Arthropoda, Insecta, Hymenoptera, Formicidae. The record is from RefSeq and is a predicted model, not a curated record. Gene Ontology annotation, molecular function: DNA-binding transcription factor activity, RNA polymerase II-specific; RNA polymerase II cis-regulatory region sequence-specific DNA binding. Gene Ontology annotation, biological process: neuron differentiation; multicellular organism development; regulation of transcription by RNA polymerase II.
CUGUUGUUAGAUUAUGAGCUUGUUAAUCAAUCAUGUAUGUUGAAAAGAAUUGUGACACUCAAACAGAUAAUGAUAAAAAUAUGUACAAAUAUGAGAAUGACAUUUAUCAGUGCUAGACGGAUCAUUAAAAAUGAUAUUAAGUAUUGAAAGAGAGUUAUGAUUAAUUCUUGAAAAAACGUUACGGGGAGAAGAAGGCAUCAUGAAAACACGGCCUACAAAAGUUCCGUUGUGAUCGGAUCAAGAAAACAAAGCUUGUUAUUGUGCAAGGUGGGUGUUUCUUCGGGUAAAAAAUGUCGAGUACACUCUCGGAGGCACCAAUGUGUCUGGACUCAUCGGACCCGGAGAUCAGAUCGAGCCACCUGAUCUCACGACUGGAUCAUGACCAGGAGGACGCGGAGAAACCGGAUCAGACACGGAGAACAGAAUGUAACAACGCGGAAAGUGAUUGUGAGAGCGAUACGAGCGAAGUGUUGAGCGUUGGCAGCGAACCGACGCCAACUAGCGUGGUUGGAGUGCGUGUAUGCGGCUCUAUGAGGUACGACCAGGAAUCGGCAAGUAGCCGGGGCGAGUUCCGUGACGAGGAAAAUACGAGAACGUCGGCGACACCAUCGCCUUCCAGCUCCGCCAGCUGCAAUGAUCUGUAUUAUCAGCGUACGUCAAAUAAUCAUGUUCCAGCACCAAGUCCACCUGGUUACAGUCAACCACCAUCGUCCCCCACGGCGUCUUCCGUCAGAUCUCCAGCUUCCUCCUCGGCUACCGCCUCGUCUCCAGGUCGACCGGAAGCUAUACAAGAGGCUAUCGUACCUAGAUACCAAUCCAAUCAUCAGCAACAUCUUCUUACUCGAUAUUCUUCUAGGGAACCUGAUAUUUCUGACUAUACGGCGCGAGUUCAGCACGGCCUAGGUCACGAAAUCGUUUAUCCCACUGUAGAAAGGUUACAUCGUACACCAAUAAGCGUUCCUUUAGUAACGAGACUUUCGUUGUCACCACCGUCGGCCAUGACGGUCACCGGGCUUCAAGCAACGACGCCUGUUCUCCAUCCCGCUGCUUGCAGAGAUCCGCGGGAGACUACCUCGUUGAUGCCGCAUCACAGUCAGCAUCUACAUCACGCGAACGCCCACACGCAUCUGCAUCAGGGCUCGCAGGUACAGCAUGUACCGGCGAAUUCGGUGCACCAGCACCGGCUGUCAGUCAGCAAACUCUUGCAACGGGAUUCCGGUAGUCCAGCAUCGCCCAGCGCUAGGGAGGAGAACGGGCGUACUUUGCCCUCCGCGAAUGGCGUGCAAAAUAGUAUUAGCAACAACGGCAAUCAUCACAACAACAAUAACAACAACAACAACAACAACCUACAGCAUCAGGCGGGCCUAAAGUUCAGUAUAGAUAAUAUUUUAAAAGCGGACUUCGGCAGGAGAAUCACGGAUCCUAUCUCUCUGAAGAAGUCCCGGCCUAAGAAAGUGUCUUCAAGGCCGAUCGAUCUAACGAAGGACUUUCUAGAGUCGUCCUCCGACACUUCUGAGAGAAGCAGCUCGGAAACGACAACGACGAACGCCUCUCCUACCGGUGUUUCGGCUGGGAACACGACGUCCAACCAGACUGGAGCAACCGAUCCUGGAAAGAUGUUAUGGCCAGCGUGGGUCUACUGCACCAGAUAUUCGGACAGGCCUUCCUCGGGACGAAAACCAUCUCGUGUUUCAGGUCCACGCACGAGAAGAGUGAAGAGGACAGACGGACGCGGCGGUGGCACCCCCGAAGAGAAACGUCCCAGGACCGCAUUCAGUGGUGAACAAUUAGCGAGACUGAAAAGGGAAUUCGCGGAGAACCGAUACCUGACGGAAAGACGGAGGCAACAACUCUCGAGGGAUUUAGGUCUGAACGAGGCGCAAAUCAAGAUCUGGUUCCAGAACAAGCGAGCGAAAAUCAAGAAGGCCAGCGGCCAGAAAAAUCCUCUGGCGCUUCAGCUAAUGGCACAGGGGCUCUAUAAUCACUCGACGGUACCGCUUACUAAAGAGGAAGAGGAACAGGCCGCGGAACUUCAAGCGAAAUGACGACUGCAAAUUUAAACGCUCGGAAAAAUCUAACGUUGCAACUUUGAUCCCCUGAAUUUCGUAUCUGACCUUAAAGGAGCCAUAAGCGAAAGUCGAAUCUUCUAUUCGAUUUUAAUUCUUUGAGCAAGAUAUUUUAGAAAAAUUUCAAAGG